AUGUAUCAAGGUAGAAGUAAAACAGCAACAGUGAUCUUGGAGGCUGUUGCUUCGCAAGACUUGUGGAUAUGGCACGCUUUUUUUGGAACCCCGGGUUCUUGUAAUGAUAUAAAUGUCCUCCAACGGUCGCCGGUGUUCUCUAAUAUAUGUGAGGGAAAAGCUCCAGAGGUUACCUUCAAUGUCAACGGAAAUACAUACAAUAUGGGUUAUUAUCUUACAGACGGUAUCUAUCCGAAAUGGGCAACAUUUAUCCCAGCAAUCAAACAUCCACAAACUGGUAAGCACAAAUUAUUUACCAAGAAGCAAGAGAGUUAUCGAAAGGACGUUGAACGUGCCUUUGGAGUGUUACAAGCUCGAUUUGCAAUAAUACGUCAACCAAGUCUAGCAUGGUCGACCGAAAUUUUAUGGAAAAUUGUAAUGGCUUGUAUUAUCAUGCAUAAUAUGAUUGUUGAAGAUGAGCGAGAUGGAUAUUUGCAUUAUGAUGCAACUGAAUUUAUCAAUGAUCAGCCGCAAAAUGUAGCUGAAUCAUCAACUAGUAACAACAACCAACCAUUUACUGUGAGAAGUGGACAAUUGGAUAGGCUCAAUCUAAAUGGUUAUAUGGAAAAUAGAAAUAAUGUUCGUGAUAGGGAGACCCAUAAUGCACUAAAGAAUGACUUGGUUGAACAUAUAUGGGGACGUUUCGGCAACGAAUGA
This is a messenger RNA of Chenopodium quinoa (quinoa), 696 nucleotides long. RefSeq lists its product as uncharacterized. The coding region runs from base 1 to 696 and encodes 231 amino acids. NCBI's taxonomy places the organism in Eukaryota, Viridiplantae, Streptophyta, Magnoliopsida, Caryophyllales, Amaranthaceae. The record is from RefSeq and is a predicted model, not a curated record. The transcript has a single exon.